UCCUUCUCUUAAAAUACAAUAUAACACUCAUCAAAAUCAUGGCUCAUAUUGCUGUGGAGAGAAAUAGGAGAAGGCAAAUGAAUGAACAUCUUAGGGUUUUGAGAUCUUUGACCCCCUGUUUCUAUAUCAAAAGGGGAGAUCAAGCCUCCAUUAUUGGGGGAGUCAUAGAGUUCAUCAAGGAGUUGCAUCAAGUUUUGCAAUCAUUGGAGUCCAACAAACGGAGGAGGAAGAGUAUAAGCCCUAGCCCUGGUACAAGCCCGAGGCCGCAGCUGGUGGCGGUUGCCGAUAAUGGCCCGAUUGGAUUUGAAAAUGGAGUUGAGGUCGUCGGAGCAUGUUGUAAUUCAUCGGUUGCGGAUGUUGAAGCAAAGAUUUCGGGUUCAAACGUCAUUUUGAAGAUCAUUUCCCGACGAAUUCCCGGGCAACUUUCGAAGAUGAUUAGUGUCUUGGAGAGGCUCUCCUUUGAGGUUCUUCAUCUCAACAUUAGUAGUAUGGAUGACACGGUUCUAUACUCUUUUGUGGUGAAGAUAGGGCUUGAAUGUCAGCUAAGUUUGGAGGAACUAGCUUAUGAAGUUCAACAAAGCUUCUGCUCUCAAGUUUAUUUAUGCCAGUGAAAAAUAUAAUUAAAUUAACCUUUGAAGGACUUAAUUAUAUGCUUAAUUAUAUAGACAGUUUUAUUUCACAUUAAGAAUAGAAAUAAGGGAGUUUACUCACAUCAAUGAAGGCUUUGUUUAAUUUAAUAUCAGAAGAUAUAUAUAUAUAUAUAUGCUGUUUUGUAAUAGUGAGAUCUUCAUUACCCAAUCAAAAUCAAAAUGAUAGACAAAUGUCAAUUAUGUCCACCUCCUAAAUUUGGGACAUUUCAUCACCCUUAUAACUUUAAUUGAAUUUCUAUUUCACCA
Molecule: messenger RNA, 896 nt
Organism: Benincasa hispida (wax gourd)
Lineage: Eukaryota; Viridiplantae; Streptophyta; Magnoliopsida; Cucurbitales; Cucurbitaceae
Gene: MUTE
Product: basic helix-loop-helix (bHLH) DNA-binding superfamily protein
Biological process (GO): guard cell differentiation; positive regulation of DNA-templated transcription; stomatal complex development
Cellular component (GO): nucleus
Molecular function (GO): protein dimerization activity; DNA-binding transcription factor activity
Source: RefSeq, a predicted model, not a curated record